Messenger RNA from Bombus huntii, 4081 nucleotides. Its product is annotated as serine-rich adhesin for platelets. Bases 936 to 3377 code for a protein of 813 amino acids. The record is from RefSeq and is a predicted model, not a curated record. NCBI's taxonomy places the organism in Eukaryota, Metazoa, Arthropoda, Insecta, Hymenoptera, Apidae. The transcript is spliced from 11 exons.
CGCGAUUCUUAACCUCACAACUCUGGUUCAUAGAUGGCAUAACAAAAUCUUUGAUUUUUUGGACGAUCGGUAUUUCAGAACAUGACACUAAGAUCCAUAAGAUGCCAUAUCCAUUCUACAUAUGUAAUAUGUACAUCUCAUAUGUAUAUCUCAUCUGAUAAUGCUUUCACUUUAAAUGUCAUAUUUAAUUUCUACCCGUUAUCGAUUAUCGAAACGUAUCAAUCGAGAAGUCGCAAAUUACGUGUAUUUAGAAAUGUGUGAGUAAGGAGUCGUAUGUAUCUACUCGUAUCUAUGAGAACGCACACCGCGUGCAUAGAUAACGUAACCUUAUUUCGCGAUCGUGAUAUGUCAAAAGACGUUUACGUGACAUAUCGAUAUUCUCAUGUACUUAUCUACUUACAUAUAAAUAUUUUCUUAUAAAAAGAAGUUCUGGUUUUUUGGUUUUGUUUCUACAGAAAUGUCAAUUCUCUACAGCAUUCUGGACCAAAUGAUAUAAACCUAGUAUUCGAUACUUAUUUUUCACAAACCAACAAACUAACUGCAUAUAAGUGAUAUUAUUACAUAUGAGUAUCAAAAAAACAAUGAUCUUGGCUAUUUUCAAUCGAUCGGUCAUUGUACAUCCAUUUCAAAUAUUUCAAUGUUAUGUAAACAUAUCAAACAUCUGAAAAAGUGUAUGCUAUAACGUAGCUAAACAAAAUGUAAUGCAAAAACAGCAGAGAUUUUGUAUGUGUGUGUGUGUGAGAGAGAGGGCGCGGAGGGGGAGAAAGGUAAGACACCAGAAGAAACAAGAAAUCAAGAAAAGUAACAUAACUGAAAAAACAUCACAACAUUUUAUCAGUUUCCUGAAAGUAUUAAAUUACAAGAUAUCAAAUAUGGAUUGAGUCAAUUUGCAUGCGAUGAAUUGACUGGAAGGACCUAAGAAUACAUGCCAUAACAUGAUACAACCUUUUCUCGAGGAAGGUGCCUGGUGUUACUGGGUCGUCUCUAUUGGAGCAUUGUUGUGCUUCCUUGGUCUCAUUGUUGCUUGUAUUUGCAGCUGUCGUCGUAAUGAGAACAAGAUACGUUCAGUUGUAAUUCCUUUAAAUAGGAAUGAAUUUCUCGGCCUUGCUGGAAUGGUAACUCUAAAUGAUUCUGACAAUGAUGGCUUUAAUGGGAUUCCGAUGGCAGAUGCCCUUCGUAUAGCAACGCAAGAUAUCAUUGACAGUGGAAAAAGGUCAACCAGUGCCAACAGAAGUCUUCCAGAUAUUCCAAAAGACAAAGGAAAGAGGCAUGAAAAUACAGGAACAUCUGUAUCUCAAGAUAUUUAUGAAAUCACUGAAACGAUCGGUGAUCAGUCCGAGCUCUACGCCACAGUACGAGAUACAGCAAAAGAGCAGAUAUCUAAACUGGACGUGCCAGAAGUUUUACAUCAAAAUCCAUCAUUGAGCCAAGAAACCUCGGAUGAUCAAUAUUUAAGAUUUGCGUCGUCCCCUAAUUCAGACAAUGUUGAACAUCCAUAUGCUCAAGUUCAAAAUGUUCAAAAAACAGAGGCUAAUCAAUCGAGUCGAAAUAAUAUUAAACAAGCAAGCAAUGUCGACAAGCCAUUGACGUCAACGUCUCAAAGUAACGGAAACCCGGUUGCACCACCAAGGACUCGUCGAUCUUCGUCGCAUAAUUCUCUUUUGUCUGCCGAAACCGGGCCAUGUGAUAUUCAGGCGGCCAAUGCCAUAUCGGGUGGAGUACAAGCUAAUCAAGAUUUGCCUUACAUGACGCCACCACUGUUAAUGUUACUGCCUCAACCACCGCAACCUCAGUCAAAUAGCCCGCAACAACAUUUUAGCGGAGAUUCUCAAGAUUCUAAAGGAUACACAAGCAUCAGUGUAAGAGAGCCCCUAGCUAACAUAAUUGCGCAGACGAAGACAAUUUGCCGACAGAGCCAAUCUGUUCGACCCCUCACGGAUCCUCAUUAUGCGACUGUAUCGGAUGAUUCUGACGAAAUGUAUGCUGCGAUCGACGAACAAGACAAGGUAUACACUAGCGGUAGCGAAACAUACGCACAAAUACAACCGACGAUGACAGAGAUUCAACGAGUACAAAACGAGCAAACAUUAUUCUCCCGCGUUCCGUCUCGUUCCGAUGAAACUUACCCUGCUCCGCAACCACCGAGCGUCGAUAGUUUACGGCAUGUUGCACAUGCUCAUUCAAGACAAGCUUCGUCGUCGAGUGCCAAUAGUUCUAUCGUAAAUCCUGGAUCGCCAAAGCCUGAGAAACGUCAAGCGAAUUCACCGUUACCGCCUCCACCGGAAGGGACAGCAGAAGUAUACGCAUUAAUCGAGAAGAAGCCAAAAAGCGAUGACCGAAUGAAAUCAGCUUUAUCCAGUGGGAAAUCUCUAGAGGAUAUGUACGCGAAAGUAAUGAAGAAAAAGAAAGACGCGGAAGAACAGCAGAAUGACGCGCAUUCAAAUUCUCAGGGAAGCCUGCAUUCUGAUACAUUUGUCCUUGGUUCUGUUCGAAAAUCAAGUCUUGUUGAAAGUAACAGAAUUGCAUCAUCUAGUCAUGAUUCUAUGGAAAUACAAAAGAAGGAAUCCGAUUCCGUCGGUGAUGUCGGUAAUUUUCAUUCGGAAACGGACGUUUUGAUGAAAUCAUCCCCUCCUUCAUCGUCUAGAACUGAUGACGGGUUGGACUCGUCGAAUUUCACGCUCGGUCAUGGAUACGAAGUUAUGAACAGUGAUUUACCUAAAAAACAUUCAACCACUCGCGAGUCCUGUGAUCCGAACUAUGAAGUGUUAUGCCCACAACAAUGCCUCACUAUGGAUACUGCAACAGACUAUCAGCAAACUAGCAACUCCGUUCCGAUUUCUUUACGAAAUAACGUAGAUUUACCAACCACUUCUUCUCUUUCUACUUCUUCUCCUUCAACUUCUUCAUCAUCAUCUUCAUCUUCUUCUUCUUCUUCUUAUUCCAUGCCAUUCAAACAUCGACAAAUUAGUAACGCUAGUAGUGAAGAUCCAGGAUACGAGAAAGUAAAGUUAAGGAGCAGAUCCGAAAUGGAUCCAGACACGGACUCGGAACCGAAUUAUGAAAGUAUGCCGCAUGAUUCAGGAGAACCAAAUUACGCUUCAGUUUGCAGACCUGGUGACAGCGACACAGACCCUAAUUACGAAUCUGUUAAUCACGGAGAUCCUAAUUACGAGAGCGUGAAAUAUAUGAGUGUUACUCGCACCGAGGAACCGCCAUACGAACAAGUGAAUACAUAUAAACUCGAACAAGAUCCGAAUGGAUACGAGAAAGUGCAGAAAAAUAUAUUGUUUAACGCUGAUUACGAACAGAUACAUCAAAAUCAUUCUUCUAAGCCGAUUAAUGGAGAUACCGAUGACGAGCAAUAUGUGCAAGUCUAAUCGAAUAUUCUCCUUCGUUUCCCUUUCGUUGUUUUCUUUUACCGCUGUCAUGCUCCUUUUAUAAUCCUUUGUAUCAUCAUAUUUUCUAACAUUUUUUCAUAUGACUUUCUGUUGUCCAUUGCUUCAUGCUUGUUUCUUCUUUAACUUUGUCCAUCAACUCUAUUUCUCUAACAAUCGUACAGUUAAUUGUUUAAUCGUCAUUCUUCACUUUUUAUUUUACUCGACCUUAAAUUUUUUUUUAUUAUGAUGAAAUGCAAAUUAUAAGAUCGAAUUGAGGAAAAGUGUAUAAUGUAAAUAAUGCGAUUCGUUUUCGUUUCAUCAUUCUGAUUCGAUUUAGUUUAUUUCUAUGUUUUUCCCCUUGUCCCGUUUCUCGCUGUCCCUUUUUCUCAAAUAAUAUCAAAUGGCAUGUAUCGUACUCGUAAGGUGUGUUGCAUUUGAACACAUGUUUACGAUAACAUCUUGCAGAACUCGUAAUUAGUAACUUCGAUGAUAAUGUAAUUGCAUACAUAUGUAUGUAAAAUAUGUUUGAACAUAACCUUUGAACAUAACAUGAUCUUACUUCCGGCGCUAAUUUAUGGAAAAUGAAUAUAUGUCGCGAUUAAAUGCAUUCAUUUUAAAUAUAAUGAUUUGUAGUCUUUUAUAUGUAUUUUUCACGAGAUCGAACGUUUUUCGGUAAAAUAAAAGAAAGCAAAAAAGAAACAAAA